Phyllostomus discolor (pale spear-nosed bat) is the source of this 5368-nucleotide messenger RNA. RefSeq names its product protein O-glucosyltransferase 3 (gene POGLUT3). The transcript has 8 exons. The record is from RefSeq and is a predicted model, not a curated record. Gene Ontology annotation, cellular component: endomembrane system. The coding region runs from base 97 to 1623 and encodes 508 amino acids. NCBI's taxonomy places the organism in Eukaryota, Metazoa, Chordata, Mammalia, Chiroptera, Phyllostomidae. Gene Ontology annotation, molecular function: protein binding; glucosyltransferase activity.
GCUCCAGCCCGCCCCAGGGUGUGCCCCCGCCCUCUCCCGAGGCACUGCCCACCCCUUCAAGCCCCCUCAGAACUGGACCGCAGCGGCCGGGCGACCAUGGGCCGCUUCCCGCGGGCCCUGCUGCUGUUGCUGCAGCACGCAGUGCUUGUGGCUGCGGAGGCCCCCGGGGAGCAAGUUAGCGCUCCGCGGAGCGUGGUGUGGGGCCCCGGGCUACAGGCCGGCGUCGUUCUGCCCGUCCGCUAUUUCUACCUGCAGGCCGUCAACUCGGAGGGCCAAAACUUCACUCGCUCGCCCCCAGAUCAAACACAAUUCAAAGUAGUAAUAAAAUCUAUCUCACCUAAAGAGGUAGUCCGGAUUCAUGUCCCUAAACCUUUGGACAGGAAUGAUGGAACAUUUUUGAUGAGGUAUAGGAUGUAUGAAACUGCCAAUGAAGGGCUGAAGAUAGAGGUCCUUUAUGGUGAUGAACAUGUAGCCCAGUCUCCCUAUAUUUUGAAAGGACCAGUAUACCAUGAGUACUGUGAGUGUCCAGAAGAGGAUCCUCAGGCCUGGCAGAAAACUCUUUCUUGUCCAACCAAAGAACCACAGAUUGCAAAAGAUUUCGCUUCUUUCCCCAGCAUUAAUCUCCAGCAGAUGCUAAAUGAAGUUCCUAAAAGGUUUGGGGAAGAGAGGGGUGCCAUUGUUCAUUACACAAUUCUCAAUAACCACGUCUACCGGAGACCUUUAGGGAAAUACACAGACUUCAAAAUGUUCUCAGAUGAGAUUUUGCUAUCACUGGCAAGAAAGGUUCUUCUUCCAGAUUUAGAAUUUUAUAUUAAUCUUGGUGAUUGGCCUUUAGAACAUCGAAAAGUCAAUGAAACCCCUGGCCCUUUGCCUAUCAUUUCAUGGUGUGGCUCUCAGGAUUCACAAGAUAUUAUCCUUCCCACGUAUGACAUUACCCACUCCACACUUGAAGCCAUGAGGGGUGUUACAAAUGAUCUCCUCUCUAUUCAGGGAAAUACAGGGCCUUCCUGGAUCAAUAAAACAGAGAAAGCUUUCUUCAGAGGUAGAGACAGCCGAGAGGAGAGGCUCCAGUUGGUGCAGCUAUCCAAAGAAAAUCCGCAGCUACUGGAUGCAGGAAUUACAGGGUAUUUCUUUUUCCAAGAGAAAGAAAAGGAGCUUGGAAAAGCUAAGUUGAUAGGUUUUUUUGAUUUCUUUAAGUACAAAUAUCAAGUGAAUGUGGAUGGGACCGUGGCUGCGUACAGAUAUCCGUACCUCAUGCUGGGUGACAGUCUGGUUCUGAAGCAGGACUCACCAUAUUAUGAGCAUUUUUAUAUGGCACUAAAGCCUUGGAAACAUUAUGUACCAAUUAAAAGAAAUCUUGCUGAUUUACUAGAGAAAGUUAAAUGGGCCAAGGAAAAUGAUGAAGAAGCCAAGAAGAUUGCAAAAGAAGGGCAGUUAACUGCUAGGGACUUGCUACAGCCACACAGGCUUUACUGCUAUUAUUACAGAGUACUGCAGAAAUAUGCUGAGCACCAGUCCAGCAAACCCAAAAUACGUGAUGGAAUGGAACUUGUUUCUCAGCCAGGUGAUAGCACAUCCAUCUGCCAGUGCCACAGGAAAAGACCUUUAAAAGAAGAUCUUUAAGUCAGCCCAGAUAUACACUCUUGUGUAUGCCGGCUACAUCUUGGAUGGAAGCAUUUGGAUAGAAUCUAAGCUGUGAAGAACACAGCUUGGGAGACUUUACCCAGAGAAUUAGUUCUCUUGCUGGCUUUAUGUCAUGUGGGGGAUAGAGCAAUUUAGAACAAGAAUUACCAAAUAUUUUCAGAUAUUAAUCUCUUUUGAGUAAAAGCUUCUAUUGUUAGUAUCACAGUUUCCCUAAAAAACAACAACAAAAACACUUGGGGAUCAUAGUAGAGAGGCUUGCCAAAAUAUACAUUGUUCUCUAGGAAAUCAUAUAUAUAAUUUUCUUUUCAUGGAAGUUAAUGAUUGAGUAAUUUAUUUUCUAAGUAUAUUUUUUGAUUAUGCUAUUACAGUUCCAUUUUCCCCCUUUGCCGUCCUCCAUACAGUACCCCCUUCCCUCCAGCAAUCUUCCCCCUUAGUUCAUGUCCAUGGAUCGUACAUAUGUUCUUUGGCUUCUCCAUUUCUCAUACUGUUCUUAAUCUCCCCCUGUCUAUUUUGUACCCACCAUUUAUGCUUCUUAAUCCCUGCACCUUUUCCCCCAUUCUGCCCCUUCCUCCUCCCAGCUGAUAGCCCUCUAUGUGAUCUCCAUUUCUAUGAUUCUGUUCCCCUUCUGGUUACUUGCUUUGUUUUUGCUGUUGUUUUUGUUUUUUAGAAUUAGUUGUUGAUAGUUGUGAGUUUGUUGUCAUUUUAAUGUUUAUAGUUAUGAUCUUCUUUUUCUUAGACAAGUCCCUGUAACAUUUCAUAUAUUAAGGACUUGUUGAUGAUGAACUCCUUUAACUUUAUCUUGUCAGGGAAGCACUUUAUCCACACUUCCAUUCUAAAUGAUAGCUUUUGCUGGAUAGAGUAAUCUAGGUUGUAGGUCCUUUCUUUUCAUCACUUGGAGUACUUCUUGUCAAUCCCUUCCAGCUUGCAAAGUUUCUUUUGAGAAAUCAGCUAACAGUCUUAUGGGAACUCCUUUGCAAGUAACUCUCUGUUAUUCUCUAGCUGCUUUUAAGAUUCUCUCUUUGUCUUUAACCUUUGGCAUUUUAUUUAUGAUGUGCUUUGGUGUGGUCCUUGUUGGGUCCAACUUGUUUAGGACUCUGUGCUUCCUCAACUUGUAUGUCUAUUUUCUUCACCAAAGUAAGGAAGCUUUCUUUUAUUAUUUUUUCAAAUAAGUUUUCAGUUUCUUGUUCUUCCUCUUCUCCUUUUGGUAUCCCAAUGAUUCAGAUGCUGGCAUUUUUGGAGAUGUCCUAGAAUCUUCUUAAACUCUCCUCUUUUUGAAAUUCUUUUUUCUUCUUCCUGUGCUCGUUGAAUGUUUAUUUUUCUUUCCUUAUGUUCCAAAUCAUUGAUUUGAAUCCAGGCUUCCUUCCCUUCACUGUUACUUCCCUGUGGUUUCUUCUUAUUUCACUUAAUGUAACCUUUAUUUCUUCCCUUACAUUUCUGCCAUACUCAGUGAGAUCUCUGAACAUCCCAAUCACCAUUGUUUUGAUCUCAGCAUCUGAUAGGCUGGCUACCUCUGUUUCAUUUAGUUCUUUUUCUGGGGUUUUGUUCUGUUCUUUCAUUUGGGCCAUAUUUCUUUGUCUCCUCAAUUUGGCAGCCUCCCUGUGUUUGUUUCUGUGUAUUAGGUAGAGCUGUUUUAACUCCCUGUCUUAGCACACCUGUUAAGUUGUAUGGGGGAGAGCCUUAGGUAUUUGCCAGGGAAGUGCACCCCACUACACCACUUUGUGGCUCUGUGUGAUGGGAGGGGUUUGCAAGGGGACAGUGCCACUACCUGGCUUCUGGGGUUUGCCUGGCCCUUGCCCAGUUUCCAGUGACUUCACCCAUUUCUCAUAUGCGUCUGGCACCCUUCUAGCUGUUGCCAUGGUGGUGAAUCCCAGAGUGGGUGGGUUUGUGUACAUUCUAAGUCCAUGCAGGCCCUUUAAACAGACUCCUCUGAGAAACCAUCAGUUUCUCUCACCACCCCACUCCCCACUGGUUUUUAUAACCGGAAGUUAUGAGGCUUUACCUUCCUGGUGCUGGAACCCUGGGCUCUGUGGUCUGGCCUGGAGCUGGAAUCGCUCACUCCUAGGGCAUCCCUCCAGAUUUUUAUCCACCACAUAUGAAUGUGGGACCACCCAUUUUACCACCACUGCUGUCACCUCUCUCACCCCACCUCCAUGACUACACCUUUCCUAUCCUUCUGGAUGAAUAUGGCUUCUUUAAAUCCUUAGUUGUCAGACAUCCAUACAGUUCAAUUUUCUAGCAGUUCUGGUUGUUUUUGUUUUAAGGUUAGUUGUAAUUCUUCCUGUGGUUGAAUAAGGAGGCAAAGAGCAUCUACCUAUGGCUCCAUCUUGACUGAAAGUCUGUACGUCAUAUUUAUUAAUUCAUUUUUACCCCUUGUUCACUUUCCCUCUCCCCUAUCCAGUUAGGAAGAAAAGAUAUUUGUGCAGUGUAUUUCCCCCCCUCUCACUGUAUCAUUUCUUCUCCUACAAGCUGCUUUUGACAUUCAGUAAUAGCAAACCUCUUCUUGGAAGGCCUGACAAGAAUAAAGAAGAUGACUGUUAUUAACCAUAGCUUGGAUUCUAUGGAGAGAAUAUUUUUAAAACCCACUCAUAUCUUUUGUAGUUAAGUUUUACCAACACCUGAGACAAAAGUAAGGAGAAAUUGUGCCUUAAACUAGUAAUUUUCAACCUAUUUGGGUUGUACACUCAUCAAGGACAACACAGUUAUUAAAAUAGAUGAGAGCAUCCUAUAGAUACCAUUCAUUAUCUAUAUAUUGAAUGGAUAAAGAUAACUAUAGUCAGGUGAGGAUCUGUAAUUCUUUUUAAUCUUUUGAAGGGAUACUUGCAAACCUCUGCAACAAGCUGCAGGAAGCCUGGUACCUUAGUAUUCCCUAAUAAGCUUACAACAAAGACAGGCAUCCAUUCCUCACUGCGCCCCUCCUGUUUCACCGGAUUCCAUUUUUAAGAUAAAAAUUGGGAAAUUUCCUUUUUCUUUUAAGACAAGGAUUUAUAGGUAAGACUUAAGAUUUAUAGCUGAGAAAAUCAUUACACAUUCCUUAUAAUACCACCAAUUCAAGAUUCAGUUAACUGAAGAACCACACUCCAAAAAACAACUGUCCACACUCCCAAUUUUAAAACAUUUACCCUCCUAAUUAAAAUAUUUACUUAAUCUGGCAAAUGAUGUAACCACCUUACAGUAGUCAUAUCUAUUCUUUUUUGAACAUCAAUAAGAAUUUUCUUAAUAACAGCAAAAUCCCAUUUAGGAACAAUGUAAUCAAAGCCAAGUAUAGGUGGAAAACUCUAAUACCCAAGUUUCUCAAAAGCACAGUUGCACAGGUACAAAAUAAAGGGCAAGCCAUACUGAUACCAGACCUUAAUGAAUCUAUGUCCCAUAUAUAUUGCACAUAGAGUUUGAGGUUCAUUGAAGAUGAGAUAUAGAAAGUUUGCCCUUUCUCAUAUCUUCCUGCCCUCCAACCCUGGGUCCUUCCUGAUGGCAUUUUGUUAGAAACAUCUUAAAUUUUUAAAAUUUAUAUCACCUGCUGCCAAACAGUUAAAAGUGAGUUGAGACAAACCAGGCAGCUUCUGGGUGUGGAACCAAAAGGAUGUGCUUAAGCAAUUAAGUGGAGCACUUCAGGAAAUUCCACUGGGAGGGAGCACCCUUCAUCUAAAUAAUCCUCCAUCAUACAAACUCAGUCAGAGCCUUUAAAAAGAGGAAGUUUUACAUGGCUUUUGGGUUUGUUGACAUGACA